GAACGACGUCACGCUCAAAAUAAGGAAGAAGGUUUAAUUUGAGCAAAGUGCGACGAAGACGAGAAGUCGACGACUUUUAAUGGGAGAACCUGUACCGAGGCUCAGUGACGUCCUUCUGACUGGAUCUCGGGUCAGAACAUGGUCCAGCUGCUGCUCUGCUCUCUGGACCAGCUCAUGGAUUCUGGUUUCGGUCGACCUUUCCCUCGACAUGGACUCCAGCUGCUCUUCUGGUUCGCCAACGACUGCGUCACCUGCGAGCCCGUUAAUGUCAUGAAGCUGGCGUCCGACUGUCAGCCGGAGAAAGGUUUCUACGGCUUCCACGUGUUCGGCAACGUGGAGGAGCUUCUGCCGGUGCUGCGCUCCACCAAGAGACGCAAGAACAAGAGGAAGGUUUCCUACUUCGAGGUGGGGAACCUGAACACCGAAACCUACCCGGCGUCCGCAGACCUUCCUGUGUAUGUCAGGGAGAAUUAUGGGCUGGACGGUAACUACGGCGACCACAACAGCGACCGCAUCAUCAUCAGCUACCAGGCGAGGAGCCGGGUGGUGGAGGCGGUUUACGUCACCGAGCACGACGACAACGCCUUCGGGAGGUUCAGAGCCGACCGGACCUUCGAGAUCAGCUGCAGUCUGAUCCGGGUCCUGCAAAACCAGCAGCUGGACGUCUCCUCCCUCCUCGCCCACACCGGUUACUAUGACGACAUGCAGGAGACGCAGCCUGGCCUGGAGCCGUCGGUUCAGGAGGUGUUCGACAUGAUGCAGGCGCUCAGCAGAGACCGGUUCUUCACAGGAGACUUGGACCGCUUCAUGGAGCCGUUCAGCUUCGACCAGCAGUGGACCUUCGUCACGACACCGAGCAGCAGCAGCACGGCCGUGGCCCGGUGCGGCCAGGUGAAGCCCAAGAAGCCCAAAACCAAAAAGAAGCCCCGAGGAGUGAGGAGGAGCGACUGGGAGCCCAACUGGGAGCCCAGCUGGGAACCCAGCUGGGAGCAGCGAUACCGAGAAGAACCUGAGAAGAAGAAACGAGGAGGAGGAGGAGGAGGAGGAGGCCUGGGCCUGCUCAGGAUGCUCCUGGGAGUCGGGGCUCUGUACCUGGCGUUCAGGUGCUUCGGCUGGUGGCGGAGGAUCUGCUGGGAGGCCGACUGGAUGAAGAACGGCCUCAGCAUGAUGCCGUGGAGGGUUCAGAGUCGGUCGCCGGUGCACGUCAUGCUGGACUACGUGUACUAGACCGUCAUAUGUGUGUCACAGGUCAUACGUCGCACUUCUGAUCCUCUGAAACACACAUGAAACUGUCAGAAGUUCUCCAUCAGUUUUCCACACUGGAAAGUAUUUAAAUGAUGAUCUUCUAAAGAUCUUGAAGGUGAUUCAAUCCGCCGACGCUCCACCGUCGCCGGCCAUCCUCCGUCUCACUGGUUUUUAUUUAACGUGGUGAAUGCUGACUGAGCGGAUCAGUUUUACAGUUAAAUGUUCUUAAAGAAGGUGAGUUGUGUUGGUUUUUGCAUCGUUUUAAGAGCAGCUGGAGUCCUGAUAUUUUAUCUUCUCAUUGAUCUGAACAUCUGGUCUUCAAUGGUUCAACCUGGCUUCCAUCCAUCCAUCCAUCUACCCACCCUGAGCCUAUCUUAGCUGACUCAGGGUGAAGGCAGGUU
Messenger RNA from Stegastes partitus (bicolor damselfish), 1646 nucleotides. RefSeq lists its product as uncharacterized. Bases 139 to 1227 code for a protein of 362 amino acids. The record is from RefSeq and is a predicted model, not a curated record. The transcript has 5 exons. Lineage: Eukaryota; Metazoa; Chordata; Actinopteri; Pomacentridae.